Messenger RNA from Chanos chanos (milkfish), 747 nucleotides. RefSeq names its product zinc finger matrin-type protein 4. The record is from RefSeq and is a predicted model, not a curated record. NCBI's taxonomy places the organism in Eukaryota, Metazoa, Chordata, Actinopteri, Gonorynchiformes, Chanidae. The transcript has 6 exons. The coding region runs from base 1 to 747 and encodes 248 amino acids. Gene Ontology annotation, molecular function: nucleic acid binding; zinc ion binding.
AUGAAGUCUGCGGGGGUCGGAGAUGGCGGACUGUUCACCGAGAGCUACUGCAACAUCUGUAACGCCCAGCUCAUUUCAGAGUCUCAGCGUGUCGCACACUACGAGAGCAAGAAGCAUGCCAACAAAGUCCGCCUGUUCUACAUGCUCCACCCGGAAGACGGAGGUCCUCCAUCCAAACGACUGAGACCGGACAACCCGGACAGUUCAGAGACUGAGGUGGACAGGAACAAGUGCUGCACGCUUUGCAACAUGUUCUUCACAUCCGCCAUCGUGGCUCAGUCCCACUACCAGGGAAAGACACACGCCAAGAGGGUCCGCCUGGUCCUGGGUCAACCUCCGAGCAUACCCGCCACAGCAGAUUCUGCUCCUACCACUCCACAGCCCACAGCUCCCCAUCCACCUCCUCAACCUUCAUGGCCCACUGUGGCCAACAGCGGGGAGGCGGGGAAGUACUGCUGUCUGUGCGGGGCCUGGUUUAACAACCCUCUCAUGGCUCAGCAGCACUACGAGGGCAAGAAGCACAAGAGGAACGCGGCACGCGCCAGGCUACUGGAGCAGCUGGCGGGCAGUUUGGACGCCACGGAGACCACAGGCCUGCGCAGCAGCUAUUCAUGCAGCGUGUGCAAAGUCGUCCUGAACUCCAUUGAACAGUACCACGCACACCUCCAAGGCUCCAAACACCAAAACAAGAGGGAAAACUCUGAUCUGAGCCCAGAUACCAGCAGCCAUCUGCUACGGCCCACAUAA